GUCAGUCAGACGUGGUCUGCGCCUCGAACCUCAAAACGAGCAGCCUUUUGACUAGCUUGGGUUAUUUUUGGAUAAUCUCGCUUAUACCGUUGCCACGCUGGUUGUUUAUGGUCGACUACAUGUGGUAUUUACAGAGCGAGAUUCCCAGAGACACCCGAGGAGCUCCUCGAGAUGGCAAAGCAGAUUGCAAACCGCUGUUGUACAGAGGCACGUCGUCCGCAGAUGUUGAUUUUGUGACUCAAAGAUGGUAUUAUCUUCCCCUGCAGGUAGAGGCUGAGGCCGGAGUGUCUGCCAAAUAAAUAUUCCGCAACACCCGGGCAUGUCUCAACUUCCCUGCUCCACUCUAUCAGAGGCUGCUGCGAACUAGCCUGGAGCCAUCCUCCCCAACCCCCACCGCCACCCAACCUCCACCUCAGCACCUCAUCCACCCACCCACAGCACCACCGAAACAAUGUCGUCGACGUGUGGGGAGUUUGCUGAGCACGUGUGGAAACCUGGCUCGUGUAAGAACUGCUUCCAUCCGCGCAGUGCCCACCACCGUCACAACAACACCACUGCCACUGGCACCACCACUGUUGUCGUGCCCGUCUUCUCUCGGAUGAGCGUGGGGGACAGUGAAGAUGGUGACGGCGUGACCUUUGCGUCACCGUGCGCCAAGCCCACCAUUGCGGUCAGGCCCACCAUGAUGAGCGCCGAGUGCGUGGAGGUGGAGGCCAACGGUGGCACCAACAGAGAGCAGAACUUUGACAGCAGCGGCACAAGAGACAGGCUGGAGAUGAAGAGGGUUCUGGAACUGGGCCCGCUGUACAUUGGCAACAACAUCUGCACCACGGCGCUCAAGGACACCGUAUGCCAGAGCGCCCUCCUGGGGAAGGCAGACUACUCCUCCAACAAACUCUCUCCUGGCACUCCAACCAAAGACUCAACAGGAGCUCUUAGUAACACUGGCGAAACUCGCAUAGACGCCAUUGGCCCUCAAACGCCAAUGGUAAAUGGGUUCAGCCCGACACGCAUGUCGCCAAUCAACGGCGUAGAGCAUACCACGUUAACGUCCAUUAAAAGUCCGCAACACCAGGGACCCGCCUCACCUCCUCUGGGUUCGGACCUGCGUCAGGCAAGCCUGUCAGACUCCUGUUCAUUGUGUAGCAGUCCCGACUCUGUCACUGGACCUUCAGAAUUUCAUCAGAAUGGCCUCCUAGAGUCUGCUAAUGUUUUUGCUCAAAACGGGCCGGCCAGUGCCGAACCCAUCUACGCAGAAAGUGCCAAGUGUAAGAGGCGAGCGCAGCAGGGAAAGAGGAAGGAACAGCAGCAGCGUCAACAACAGCUGUCAGAGCUUGAGUUGAAGUUGGAGGAAGAGGCCAAGGCUGUUGGUGAGAAUCAGCGGACCACAAUCACCGUCAUGGCGGCACACACCGAGAACAACAAUCGCACCUUCUACCUUAGCAGCCCGGACUCGGCCGUUUGCACCCAGUGGCCGCACUUUAGCCCCCCCGCGCUCCACGACACCCGCAGCCCCACCUUCAAGUGGCCCGCGCCCCUUGCACUCCUCACCGUGGAGACCCUCCACAACACCUCUGGUCCCCUGCAGCCCAAACCCCAGCGCAGCCCACCCUUGCCCCCCAAAAGGAACCCCUGUUCCCCCAGACUGGGCACCUCGAGUCUGUCACUCACCCACCUUCCCGAUCUGAACGGCGGCGUGUCUGCUGCGAUGUCCGCAACGGUCUUCAAAUCUCACCAUUCCAGCAGUUCGCCCGCGGGCCUGUUCACCAAUGGCAACGGCAUGGACAGGAGACAGAAGCUCUCCUGCAGCACUUUGACCUCCUCUGUGGGCAUCGAGGAAGAGGAGGAGGAGGAGGAGGAGGAGGAAGAGGAUAUGGCUGAACUCAGCAGAGAACAUCCUGCAAGCAAGGUUGCCACCAUCAUCACCAUCGCCACCACCACCACUACUACUACUGUUGCUGCUGCUGCAACGGCAACUGUCUGUAAUGAUCACAACAAGGACUAUAGCUCCAGUAUGCGGCCCGGCGACGAGAGGGGCGCCGCAGCAGACAAUGGUGCCAGUCAGGAGCAGGCAGCCAUACGAGGAGGCACACAACAGCAGCAGGGCACCAGCGGCGGCAUUGGCAGUCCCAGUGGCAGCAUGUUGGCAGCCAGGACGGCCGCAUCAGCAGCCGCAGCCUCAGCAUCCCGCAUCCAUCAUGGGCAACAUGACCCCGCUAAAGGGAAAGUGGCCAGCCGGGAAACCACCACCACCACCACCACCACCACGCCACCUCCACCUCCUCCCAAGAAACAGCACAGGCCAUGCCCCAAGAUGAACCGUAGCAGUUUGGAGCUGGAUCAGCGGAGCCAGAGGGGAUCUGUGGACAGUCUGGUCCAGUCUCCUGGAGGGAUGUCCAGCCUAGCCCAGUCUCCUGGAGGGAUGUCCAGCCUAGCCCAGUCUCCUGGAGGGAUGUCCAGCCUAGCCCAGUCUCCUGGAGGGAUGUCCAGCCUAGCCCAGUCUCCUGGAGGGAUGUCCAGUCUGGGUCACUCUCCUGGAAGGCUGGGUAGCCUUGGGCACUCUACUGGAGGGCUGGGCAGAAGCAGGAUCAACAGCUCCACCGACAGCCUGCAACCUGACACCUGUGGCUUGGAUGGGCCUUUCUCCACCACCCUAGUGAUCUCGGUCCCAAGCUCCCCCCGCGCGGACUCCACCCCUCCGUGCAUGAGCCCAGCUCCGGUGCCGUCCCAGCAACCCCAGCCCCCUCCCCUGCCGGAGAAGAAGCUCAUCAACCGCACGCUAUCGGCGCCCGGCGAGACCAGGAACAGGAUGGCCUCGCUAGGCCGACCGCACCUGCCAUUGUGCGGCUCCGAGCAGAACGUGUCCGCCAUUCGUCCCGACGUCGCCCCCUCCAGCUCCAGCUCCAGCUCCGUCGUCGACGUCACACCGCCCUUCCACUCGUCGUCCGACUGCCUGGACAGAGGUCCGCCGCCCCUGAACCGUUCGCUCGGCUCCCCCAUCAACAAAGAGACGAGGCUGGGCGUGGCAGGGCGCCUCAACACCCACAGGCGCGGCAGCGUGACCACGGCCUCCUCUCCUCAGCUGAGCUCCCCGGGCUCCUCCCCCGGCCCGGCCCCCACUCCCUCGGGCUCCACGCUGCACCUGCAGACCCUGCUGAGCAACAUGGACAGCCGCGAGUGCAUCUACUCUAAGCUGGGCGGCCUCUAUGCCGAGUCGCUGCGCCGGCUGGCCAUCAAGUGUGAGGAGCACUUCACGCGGAGCCAGAGGAGUAGCCUGCGCUUCGACGAGAGCAACUGGUCGCUCUUCAAGCUGACCUGCAACAAGCCCAGCUGCCAGGCGGGAGACGCCAUCUACUACUCGGCCUCCUGUGCCACCGACGCCAGCAGCCCUUACGCCGUCAAGAUCUGCAGAGGCACUUCCGCGGACCUGAAGCAGGGCGACUUCUACGGCCUCACCGUCCAGCAGAGUCUGCCCGGCCACUUCAACGUGCAGCAGGACUGCGGCCAUUUCAUCGCCUGCGUACCCCAGAGCAUGCUGCCAUCCGAGGAGCCAACUCCUCCAGCAUCGAGUCCAGCCCCCACCACCACCACCACCACCGCCACUACAACGUCCUCCCUUAGUGGGAAGAGCGAGCAGGAGCAUGUGGUGGUCAUCACCAACGAGGUGCCAUACCAGACCGCCUCGGACUUUGUGCGCGACUGGUCGCCCUUCCACAAAGCCCAGCCCGAGGUGUACGAGCGUCGCAUAUGCUUCCUGCUGCUACAGCUCUGCAACGGCCUUGAGCACCUCAAGGCUAACGGAGUCACGCACCGCGACCUGUGCUUGGAGAACCUCCUGCUGGUCUCGCACGGGCAGGCUGCCGGCGGCAACACCCCGGACGCCCAGUCCCAGCAGCUCCCGCGGCUGGUCAUCAGCAACUUCACCAAGGCCAAGCAGCGCGCCGCCGAGGGCCCCGCCGCCAAGACGGACCCGCGGCUCAAGCGCGACCACGCCCGCCUGGCGCCGGAGAUCGUCUCGGCGGCCCAGUACCGCAAGUUCGACGAGUUCCAGGUGGGCAUCCUGAUCUACGAGCUGCUGCACCAGCCCAACCCGUUCGAGGUGAGCCCGGCACUGCGGGAGCAGGAGUACCGCUGCCAGGACCUGCCGCCCAUCCCCGCCGUCUCACUCUACUCGGCCGGCCUGCAGCGCCUCGCCUGCCUCCUGCUCCAGUCCGACCCCAUCAAGCGCAUACACAUCCAGGACGCCAAGCGGGUGUUGCAGAGCCUGCUGUGGGGCCCUCGCAGGGACAUGAUGGAGCAGUACUGCACCAAGGGUGGUGGUGGUGGUGGUGGUGGCGGCGGCGGCGGCGGUGGUAGUAGUAGCAGCAGCAUUCGGAACAUGUAUGAGAGCCAGGGCGAAGGGCUGCUGAACUGGCUGGAUGUGAAGCGAGCUCUGCUCAUGAUGAAGUUUGCCGAGCGCUCGCUGGAGCCGGAGAGGAACGCGGAGCUGGAGGACUGGCUGUGCUGUCAGUACUUCUCCACCGCGCACCCACUCUCGCUCUGCCACACGGCCGAACUGCUGUACUCCUUCAAAGCACCCCACUAAAACGUACUAUUUUUGGUCUUAAAACUGUGUCAAGGUAUACACUGUAAUGUAUGUACACACACACGCUGUAUAUAAUAUACACUGUACGGUACUGUACUGUGUUGUGCUGGCUAAGACCGUGAAUAAGGGAAUGUCACACCGCUGUUAUAGUAUAUUCAAGUUAAAGUACUACACUGACGAAUACAUGUACUCAUUUAAAGUACUACACUGAAUUGUACACGUUUAAAGUACCACGCUGAAAUUAAUAUGUACCCCAAGAGUGUUUUAAAACAUUUCAAGUUAUGUGCCAGAGGAGUCAGUAAACUAGGGAAUGUUUUUGAUGAUCCAUCGCAGAUUUGCUGUCCACACUGUUGAAGUGUGUAUGCUUAUGUUUCUGUUCCACACUGUGAGUGCAAAUGUGGUCAUUUGAUUUAUGUUAUUUGCAUAUUUUUUGUUAUCAGAUAAAUACUGUAGACAGCUGUCAUGCAGAGCAUGAUUCUA
Engraulis encrasicolus (European anchovy) is the source of this 5065-nucleotide messenger RNA. RefSeq names its product inactive tyrosine-protein kinase PRAG1. The transcript is spliced from 6 exons. Bases 452 to 4585 code for a protein of 1377 amino acids. NCBI's taxonomy places the organism in Eukaryota, Metazoa, Chordata, Actinopteri, Clupeiformes, Engraulidae. Gene Ontology annotation, molecular function: protein kinase activity; ATP binding. Gene Ontology annotation, biological process: protein phosphorylation. The record is from RefSeq and is a predicted model, not a curated record.